Molecule: messenger RNA, 2103 nt
Organism: Exophiala bonariae
Lineage: Eukaryota; Fungi; Ascomycota; Eurotiomycetes; Chaetothyriales; Herpotrichiellaceae
Exons: 2
Coding region: 1-2103 (700 amino acids)
Molecular function (GO): protein binding
Source: RefSeq, a predicted model, not a curated record
AUGGCCUCAAUCUCAAAAGAGAGCGAUGACAAACCUGAUGUAGUUGGGCAGGAUACGGACAUUGAUCCUGGGCGACUCUAUGCUUCCUCGCCGACCUCACUACAGGACUCAGAGGAAGCAGAUUACAACGGCGUCCCUUCGACAAGUGCUACCGAUUAUGAUGAAGACCUUUGGCUGGCGAGCAUACGUGACGUUGCAAGGCGAUGCACAGCCGCCACCCCACGAGUACUGGAGAACAGGAAGCCAAUGUAUCAUCACAAUGCGGAAGCCAUCGGUGCUGUUUUUAGGGACGUCUACAACUUCGAAGUCCUAGACCCGCUCGAGUUGCCCGAUAGGAAUGCCAACAGCAAGCUCGGUACAAAACUCAAUCAGCUGGUGGGUAACUCUAGCCAAGUGGACGAGGAAAAUCUUUUGAUCAUCUACUAUUGUGGUCACGCUGAAUGGCUGGCUGGUGCGAUUGAUGAUCUGGUGUGGAAGCCACGGCAAAAUGCAAAGGUCCAAAUCUCAUGGAAUCGAAAACAGCAAGAUCUGCUUGACGCUGAAUGCGACCUUCUAUUCAUCCUUGACUGUUGUUACUCAGGUCGGAUGGUGAAAGGACGGCAGCCCUGGAAAAGGCGAUGCGAGGUGCUUAGUGCAACAGACUCACUGCAGAAAGCGCGUGCAGAGAAACACUUGUCAUUUACUACUGCGCUAUGUGCCAACCUGAACGAAGGGACUUACGUGGAGGAUCUUGGGCUUGCCCUGGCAAUUUCCUCAAUCAUAGACGAAUUUAAGCUGGAGACCGUCCCGCACUACCACAAGCAUACUGACCGAGACAAGUACCCGUUUGGGAUAUAUCUUCGGCCAAGGGACGUUGCAAUGCAGAAGUCUAAGGUAACACUUGGGAACUUUGCCCUCGCUUCAACCGACUCCCAGGUAAGAAGGUUACGGGACGUGACUUGGAAGUCAGACGCCAUAGUUGUCAUCGCCUGCCAUGUCAAGAAGGCUCCCAAGCAUGGGGAAGCGCUGUCAUGGGAGAACAUGGUCAGAGUCUGUUCCGAAUUUGUGACUGCUAUGCGAUUCGAAGCCUUUUCCAAGGCUGAGUCUGACGCUUUGCUCAAUGAGGCCCAGUCUGCUGUAUCGUACGCCAGACUAGCGAGCCUGUUUCGAGGUUCCGCACUUCUGAUCCUCUCUAUGCCAAUGUGGCUAUGGUAUAAAGUGGAGCCGAGCUCUUCUUUCCAAAAGCUCGCCGUGGUCAGAACCCACAAUCUCCUACAACUAUCGUCCGAAGACGAGCUCGGUGUCAUUUCGGGAGAAGAAAGUGCGUCUUUAGUAGGGACUGGAAAUCGCCGCGAGUCGGAAACACAGAGAGCCCCCGUAACUUUCUUCCAGUCUGAUUCCUCAAUGGGUGUUGGUGAUCAAAGUUCCGAGCGUUCUGAAGAGAUGCAAUUUCCACUGCAGAAUUCUCCAUCAAACACCGUCAUUAAAUCGAAUUUAAGCAAGAAACAAGUGGAGAGAUUGGUGAAUGUAUUGGGGAAUGACCAUCCCCUUACAUUGAAGGCCAGGGUCGACCUAGCCUUCGUACUCUGGGAGCCAGGUCGUGAUAAGGAAGCGGAGCAAUUAGGAUUCGAAGUCAUGAAUGCAAGAAUGAAGGUACUAGGUGAAAAGCAUAGUGAUACGCUGACCAGUAUGAGUAGUCUGGCGCUAGUUUACCAAAGCCAAGGUCGUUACAGGGAAGCGCAACACUUGUUACGAAGAGUCGCGUUAGGGUCGAGAAAGCUACGAGGAAAGAGGGAUCCUAUAACAUUGAUCAGCAUGGCUAAUUUGGCAUCGAUGCUUGCACUACAGGGUCAGCACGAUGAGGCUUUGGUGCGACGUCAGUACGUGAUGGACGAACUUUUGCAGGUGUUGGGGGCAAAUCACUCGGACACACUGAUCAGCAUGCAUAAUCUAGCCUUCACGUGGCACAGUCUCAAGCAGGAAACACAAGCUGUCGGUCUCAUGCAAGAUUGUUUAGAUAGACGGAGUCGUGUUCUAGGGAGCUCGCAUCCGGACACUCUCCUUUCGAAGACGACGUUGGAGAUGUGGAAAGGCGAGCCCGAAAGUAUAAGACGGCGCAAAUAA